This is a messenger RNA of Rosa chinensis, 651 nucleotides long. RefSeq names its product WUSCHEL-related homeobox 8-like. Gene Ontology annotation, biological process: plant organ development. The coding region runs from base 1 to 651 and encodes 216 amino acids. NCBI's taxonomy places the organism in Eukaryota, Viridiplantae, Streptophyta, Magnoliopsida, Rosales, Rosaceae. Gene Ontology annotation, molecular function: DNA-binding transcription factor activity; DNA binding. The record is from RefSeq and is a predicted model, not a curated record. The transcript is spliced from 3 exons.
AUGGAACCACAAACCCAGCCACCAACCGAGGAUGGAGGAAGCAACAAAGCAGCCGGGAGUAGUACUAAUAGGCUUUGCAGGCAGAGCAAUACCAGGUGGAUUCCCACUACAGAUCAGAUAAGAAUCCUCAAGGAGCUUUACUACAACAAGGGAGUUAGGUCCCCAAAUGCAGAGCAGAUUCAGAGGAUCUGUCUCCACCUGAGAUGGUACGGAUCGGUUGAGAGCAAGAACGUCUAUUAUUGGUUCAAGAACCAAAAGGUUCGGGAGAAACAGAAGAAGAAGAUCACUUCAGAUGUUUAUGUGCCCAUGCAAAGAUCAAGGCUCGUUAGUAAUGCUGGUGUGAUUUCUUUUAACGGGCAAAUGGGGAACUAUGGUGGUUAUGGAUCUAUGAACACAGAGAUUGAAACCCUUCCUCUAUUCCCCAUGCACGGUGAGGACAACUUUGGCAACAUGAAGACUAUUUCUGAGGGAGGUGGCGGCUACAACUACUACUCCGAUGGAUGGGGCGGCUACAACAGUGGCUCUCACAUUUCCCUUGAGCUUAGCCUCGACUCUUACGACUCGACCUAUUUUCCCGCGAAGUGUUGCCCCCCUAGUGUUGCUAGGCUUAGAGAAGAAACGAUGUUGGGCCUCAAAAACAGGCCUUCAUGA